This is a messenger RNA of Rhinocladiella mackenziei CBS 650.93, 1761 nucleotides long. RefSeq lists its product as uncharacterized. Bases 1 to 1761 code for a protein of 586 amino acids. The record is from RefSeq and is a predicted model, not a curated record. NCBI's taxonomy places the organism in Eukaryota, Fungi, Ascomycota, Eurotiomycetes, Chaetothyriales, Herpotrichiellaceae. The transcript has a single exon.
AUGACCGUCAUAGAUUCGUCGGCCUCUUUCAAAUCAAUUCUGCCAUCCACGCCCAAGGCCGGAAUCCAGAGCUGCCGCAGCCAGAGCUACAAACGGAUCCGAUGGAGGAGCUACGACCCCAGCAAGAAAUUGCAGAAUUUCACUCCGGAUCCAUUCGUGCAGUGGCACCCUCCCAACUCUUCGCAUGACAAUUCAGAUGAAGAUGUCAAGAAGUUACGCAAACGCCAAACAAUGGAUGUUGACAGGGAGCCCAGAUCGCUGGUGCCUUCACCCAUCCAGUCUCUUCCUUCCAACGGAACCCGGGUCGAUCCAUUUCUCACUCUCCCCAUCAAGGCCACCGAGUGCGUCCAAGACGCAAUGGAUUAUUUUGUCACAAUAUGCAAAGGCUUCAACACGGAAAAAUCUAUUGUUCCGGGCCCCGUCAACCCUCACCUGUCGCUCUUACUCCCAUUCGCGCUGAAACACGCGAUUCUUUUCGAGUCCAUGAUUGCGGUGUGUCGAGCCUCUGUCCUGCUUUCAUUGGGACGGUCUAUUUUUGAGGAUUCCGCCUGCGUCCAGCAUCGGGGAAAUGCCAUCGCCGGACUGAAUGCCACACUGCAGUCAAAAGAGUGCACCGACGAUGCCGCUCUGCUGACCGUCACGAUGCUCAUGACCCUCGAAUAUCUAACCGGAAACCAACACGGCGUACUUAUGCACUGCCAAGGCUUGGAAAAGAUGCUUCAGCUCCGAGGACCACUCUCUGAGGACGAGGAUCGGGAAACUGAAUCGGACUGGAUGAAAUUUGUAAAGCUUGGUUUGACCGCAUAUAAGGCCCUGGGUUCCUUCGUGACGGGGCAACCACCCGAUAUUCCUCCUGACUCGCUCGGAUAUCUCAGUGAGACCUUUCAGGAGCUUACACUUGAUCAGCCGCUUUCCUAUCCUGAAAUGCCAUUUCCACCAGAACUAUGCCUUGUUCUUUCUAGGCUCCCUUCUGGCCUUUCAGAACUGUGCCUCGCCUCUCGGAUCUCCGUCCAAAUGAUCAACGUACUGUCAUCAAUUUCCGGUGCCACCACCAUUUUGACCUCACUCAGUCUUCAGGAUGGCAUGUUCACGCCUCCGUCUCCGGACUCACCUAAUUAUGGGGAGGAUCGUCGACAAUCAAUGAUCCAAACGCUCUUAUCGUCAUUGCGGCGCAUGUCCCUAACGUCCACAGUUCCCAUCGAAUAUCACUUAACCUCUGGUUUACUUUCGUAUCUAUUUCAGCUACGAAGCCUUUCACCACUCAAUCUUUUCUAUGAUCCUAUACUUCGUAAAUUUAUCACCACCUUGCCCUUCCACACAAAGCCUUCAGCUCUUCAGGAGCAACACUGUCUGAUUUGGGCCAGUCUUUCUGUGGCUGGCGCAUUGGCACUACGCGUAGUGCCGAUGCCUGAUUCACACACGGUCAUGGAUCGGGUCUUGGAUCUCUACCCAGUCGCACGGAAAUGGCCUCAGCUCGAGAAGAUCUUGCGCUCUUAUUUCUGGACCGACGAAAUGGGUGCACAUUGGAAGUGUGUAUGGGGAAAAGCCAUGAGCCGGAGACAAUUUAUCCUCCGGCAAAGUCAAGGCAGUGUCGAGAGCCAUGCCAUGCUCGAGCUCGAGCAACCAGAUUCCCAUCCUGACCAGGUGCGUGAGCGGAUACGUGUGCAUAUCAAAGGAGCUCCAAGGUCAAUGAUCGAAAUGGCUCAAGGAAUAGGGGUCUGCCCAUUUCGUCCGCGGCCUCCUGCCGUCACUCCUGGAUGA